AUGCUAUCAACCAUUUCUAACCGCUGUGGAUGCCCUACACCUGUCCCAACGGUUACCGUCAAGUAUCCUUGCGACGGUCCAAUCCCAGGAGGUUGCCAGUUGACCGAGUACAUCUACGCAACUGAAACGCACAAAUGCGGCGGACUCAGUCUUACUACGCGCAUAAUUCCAACCAUCCCCCCUAUUCCAACUUUUACGGCGUGUCCCACAGUCUACAAGACCAAGACGAUCUGCAGCACCUGCGUCCGGCCUAUGUGCUUGGCCCGAUCCACGAUUAGCAGUAUGUGCCAUUGCCCACGCAGAGUGCCAACCCGUGUUGUGGGGUGGCCAUGUGGGGGGCCUUGUCCAGGGGGCUGCGGGGGCACGGAAUACAUCUACGCAACGAACAAACCGACUUGUACGAGGCGACUACUUGAGCCAGUGGUGACUAAGGCUUAA
Molecule: messenger RNA, 438 nt
Organism: Colletotrichum truncatum
Lineage: Eukaryota; Fungi; Ascomycota; Sordariomycetes; Glomerellales; Glomerellaceae
Source: RefSeq, a predicted model, not a curated record